Messenger RNA from Cataglyphis hispanica, 4299 nucleotides. RefSeq lists its product as uncharacterized. Bases 1 to 4299 code for a protein of 1432 amino acids. Gene Ontology annotation, molecular function: nucleic acid binding; aspartic-type endopeptidase activity. The transcript is spliced from 3 exons. Gene Ontology annotation, biological process: proteolysis; DNA integration. NCBI's taxonomy places the organism in Eukaryota, Metazoa, Arthropoda, Insecta, Hymenoptera, Formicidae. The record is from RefSeq and is a predicted model, not a curated record.
AUGCAGGGCGUGUCUCAAGGGGAAGCGGAACUUCUCAUCCGCACCCUGCCCACAACAGGAGAGAAUUUUGAUCGUGCGUGGAAGGCUCUCAGAGACUACUACGAGAACAAGCAUCUGCUCGUGCGAUCGUACAUCGCGAGGUUCCUGGCUCUUCAACGCGUAAAGGGUGAAUCGAGCACAGAUUUGCGUACGCUUUAUCACGGCGUUUUGAACACCGUCGGCUCCCUCGAGAGCAUCGGUCGACCGAUAACAAGCGGCGAGGACUUGUUUGUUCACCUCGUUGUCGAUCUCAUGGACUCCCAGUCCCGCCGAGAAUGGGAGAACGCGAUAAGCGACACGACGGACCCGCCGGCGUACAAGGAGUUGAUCCAAUUCCUCGACCGACGGCUGCACACGGUCGAAUCGCUGCAGCCGUCCAAGCCGGAACCGAGUGCCGCAAAACCGGGCGCGACUUCCGGACGUUCUCCGCGAGUGCAUAAUGUGCGGAAACCGGAAAGCAAUCGCGGCCAAUGCUCUUUGUGUCACAAGGAUCAUUACAUAAUGUUUUGUGACGCGUACAAGGCCAAGACAGCAGCGGAGCGACGGCAGCACGUAGAGAGACAUCAGCUGUGCUUCAACUGUCUCGGGAAGCACAAGGUGAGUGACUGCUCGUCGAAAAAGACGUACUCGAUCUGCGAUGCGCGGCAUCACUCGACGCUACACGACGCGUGCAAACAAACCGAAGUAGCCAAAUCAUCACUUUCCGCGAAUCGAGCUUCGAAAGCAACGUCAGCUGUGCUUCUCGCGACGGCGCGCGUCCGCGUGGCCGACAAGUUCGGCGUCCUUCACACUGCACGAGCCCUCAUCGACCAAGGAUCCGAAGUGUCAAUCGUCGCUGAGUCAUUGGCCCAGCGAUUGCAAUUGUCCCGGACUCCUGCCUCGACAGACAUUGUCGGCGUUGGCGGUCAACUCACGGGCGCACGGGGCAGAGUCGAGCUCGCGCUCACGCCGCUGCACGACGGUCCGCCGCUGCGAGUUUCAGCACUCAUCUUACGCCAGCUGACGCUCUACACCGGUGGCAUUCGAGUGAGUCGCAACACGUGGCCACACAUUGACGGCAUCGAGCUCGCCGACCCGGACUUCUUCGCAGCCGACCCAGUUGAGCUUCUCCUUGGAGCGGACGUCUGCGCAGCCAUUCUGCAACCCGGCCUUCGACGUGGAGGGCGUCGGCAGCCAAUGGCCCAGAGGACAACUCUGGUUUGGAUUCUCUCGGGUUCCGUCGGCACUGCAGCCGCAACCCGGUCCGCCCAGACUCACCACUGCUGCCGCGACGGCGACCUUCACGGCUUGGUGCAGGAGUUUUGGCGACAGGAGGAGAUCGUGGUCAAGGCCAUUCCACCCACCACGGAAGAGCAGGAAGCCGAGGACCACUUCGUCCGGACACAUGCGCGGGACACCAGCGGCCGCUUUGUCGUGCGUCUGCCUCUCAGGGUGCCGCUCCCAGACCUCGCGGGAAGGAAGCGCACCGCAGCCCGCUUGCUCGGGCACAUGGAACACAGGUUCGCCCGAGACGAACAGCUGAAGCAACUGUACACGGACUUCAUGCGGGAGUAUGAAGUCCUGGGGCACAUGUCCCUCUUCCAGCCUGCCGGCGCUGCAGGACUGGCAGACUGCUACCUGCCUCACCGUGGCGUGAUGCGCAAGGGGAACUCAGCCAAAAUCCGAGUCGUCUUCAAUGGCUCAUCCACGGUUCCUUCAGGAGCCAGUCUCAACAGGCAUCUCAAGGUGGGACCCAACCUGCUGCCCGCCUUGGAGGACAUUUUGCUGCGGUGGCGAGUCCAUCGCUUCGUGCUGGCGAGCGACAUCGAGAAGAUGUAUCGCCAGAUUCUCGUUGCGCCGGAGGAUCGCCAUCUCCAGAGGAUUCUGUGGCGCUACGAGGACCAGACUGCUCCGCAAACCUACCAGCUCAAUACCGUAACAUACGGACUGGCCUGUGCUCCGUUCCUGGCGUUGCGCUCUUUGCGACAACUCGCCGAUGACGAGGAGGUCCACUUCCCCCAUGGCUCAGCGGCGCUGCGCCAGGAUGUCUACAUGGAUGACAUCCUCACGGGCGCACCCUCCAUCGAGGAAGCCAUGGACCUCCAGCGGCAGCUAACGGAGCUGUGCACGGCGGGCGGGUUUCCACUCAGGAAGUGGUCGGCCAAUGACCCCCGCCUACUAACGCGCAUUGCGCCGGAGCACCGGUCACACCGUGACCUAUUGUCAUGGACGCCGCAGGAGAGUCACGCCACUCUCGGUCUCCACUGGCAUCCGAGCGGAGACCACUUUUCUUUUUCCACCAGGUCCAUCAGGGUGCCAAUCAACACGAAGCGGUCCGUCCUCUCGCUGACGGCCCGCCUCUUCGAUCCACUGGGCUGGCUGGCUCCGACCAUCGUACGGGCCAAGAUCCGGUUUCAGUCCACGUGGCUGCAAGGCGUGGACUGGGACACUCCGUUGGACGAGGCUAGCGCGCAGCAGUGGAGCAGGUUCCAGGAAGACCUCCCUCGUCUGGAGGAAAUCCGAGCCCCGCGACGCGUGCCCAUCGACCAUGCAGACGCCCGAAUCGAGCUGCAUGGCUUUGCGGACGCAUCCGAGCGGGCCUACGCCGCCGUCAUCUACGCGAGGACGGAAACCCGCCACGAUGAAAGCACGAUUAUUCUCCUUUCAGCAAAGACCAGGGUAGCGCCGUUGAGGACGGUCACUACCCCGCUUGAGCUCUGCGCGGCCUCGUUACUCGCCCGGCUAGUGGUACACCUUCGCCAGACUCUCGGCACAGGAGACGCGCUCAUCCAUCUGUGGUCCGACUCGACGGUCGCAUUGGGCUGGAUCUGCGGCCACCCCUCACGCUGGAAAGUGUACGUCGCGAACCGCGUCGCCGAGAUUCAGGCGACCUUGUCGGGAGCAUACUGGCACCAUCUCCCGGGGACGGAGAACCCUGCUGACUGCGCAUCGCGGGGAAUCUCCCCGAGCGAACUAGUCGCUCAUCCCUCUGGUGAAGGUGUCCGCUCUGGCUUUCGGCCCAACGGGCCCUCCGAAAGCCAGAGCGGACCCUUCUGGUUCCUCCUGGAACCUGCUCCACUGCUGCGCGUUAGCCGUUCAACGGAGCUCUUCCUCUCGUGGCCGUCAUCACGAGAGGAAGAGCUCAUCGGGGACCUGCCGGAGGAGCGCGUCAGAGCGCACGCCGCCGUUGCGCCAUUACCGGAGGCGACCGAACCAGAGGAGCUGACACGGUUCUCCUCGCUCAAUCGUCUGUUAAGAGUGACGGGGUGGUGCCGACGAUGGAGGCGCGUGCAUGCGGUCAAGCACCCGUCGCUCAUCGCAGCGAGCCUGCCCUCGGCAAAGGGCACUCUGUCAGCCUCCGAAUGCGACGACGCUCGUAUAGCAUGGAUCCGGGUGGUGCAGGCUGCCGCGUACAAGGAGGAAUUGAGAGCGCUCGCGCGGGGAGCGUCCAUGCCGAACAAGAGCAAUCUCACUAAACUCACUCCAUUUACAGAUCCUCUAGGCAUCCUAAGGGUUGGCGGGCGGAUCAAGCACGCCCUCCUAUCGUAUGACGAGAGGCACCCGAUGAUCCUGCCCAGAUCAUCCCACUUCACGCAGCUCAUCAUCGAGGAGUAUCACCGGCGAACGAUGCACGGAGGCGUGCAGCUCACCCUCGGGUCCAUUAGACAAAGCUACUGGAUCCCCAGAGGACGUCAAUUGGUAAAGGCCACGAUCCAGCGGUGCGUCACCUGUGUCCGCUGGCGGGCGGCCACGCAACAGCAGCUUAUGGGGGACCUGCCACGGCUCCGCGUCACUCCUGCCAGGCCAUUUCUGCGCACCGGCGUGGACUACGCCGGCCCCAUCCAGCUGCGCACAACGAAGGGUCGCGGUCACCGCUCGUACAAGGCCUUUGUCGCGGUCUUUGUGUGCCUUAGCACAAAGGCAGUGCACCUCGAGGUCGUGUCGGACUAUUCGGCCGACGCCUUCCUGGCCGCCUUGAAGAGAUUUACCGCGCGGCGCGGGCUGUGUCGCAGCCUCCACAGCGACUGCGGUACCAACUUCGUCGGAGCAGACGCACAGCUCCGAGCCUUCUUCGCCGCGAGCAACCCAGCACAGCGCCAAAUCGCCGAUCAGCUGGCCACCGACCGCAUUCAUAGGGACUUCAACCCGCCCUCAGCACCUCACUUUGGCGGCCUGUGGGAAGCGGCGGUGAAGUCGCUCAAGCACCACCUCCGCAGGGUGCUAGGAGAAUCAUCACAACACCUACGAGGAGAUGUGCACCCUCUUUUCGACCGAGUAUAG